UCAUCCCCACCACUCCGUCCGCCGUCCUCACCCAAAAAAAAACCAGCUCGUCUUUCUUUCUUUACAUAUUCUUUCUGUAAACGUCUAGUCUAGUCUUGACUCUUCGUAGCGGGGCAGGCCUCCCACCCACGAAUCCUCCAAUUCACGGUCGAUUCUGAGUAUUCAUCUACGCGCUUUUGGGCCAAACGGACGCUCGAAACCACAUCGACUCUCAAGGAAAUCCUUGAACUCGAACGUUUGAAGCAUUAAACAAUGACCGUCCCGCGACGCGAACCGGGCGUCGCGCCCGCGUCCGCACCGACGUCGAGGACGAACUCCGCACAGGCGGUCCCGAAGGUUAGCUCGAACACGAAAUCAUCGAAAGUCAGAUCGAAGCUGGCUGCUGAGAAUGGGAAUGGGAAGGUGGUGGAUGGGGAUGAUUCACUCAAAAAGAAGGGCAAGCAAAAGGGCAAGCCUAAGAAACAGGGCAAGAAACGCAAACGCACACUCUACUCAACCUCCUACCUCGACCUCCUCUUCCGCUACCUCCUCCUCUUCUUCACAAUCUACUCCCUCUCCGUCUGCCCCUCCGACAACUCCCUCGACUCCCCCAUCUGCCGCGGUCUCUCCAUCUACCGCAAACUCGUGCUCGAUCCCUACGUCCUCCCCCCGCUCAACAGCGCCUACCACACCAUCAUCACCCACCCCUCCGUCGCGCCCAAAAUCGAACAGGCGAGACCGGUCGUGGAGAAAGUUUUGUUUGUGGCGGAUAAGGUCGUAGAGAAGGCAACGCCGGUGGUUAGAAGUGGAGUGGCGGUUUGGAAAGCUAGGGUCGUGCCGCAGUGGGAAGGUCGGAUCGUGCCGCUGUACGAGAGACAUGUCGUCCCUCGGGUGAGAUACUACAUCGAGCCAUACAUCGCCCAGAUCGAAUCAUACCUCGCGCCCUACAUCGACACUUUCAAUUCGAAAGUCUACGCCCCGUCGAGUGCGUCCCUAUCGCACUACCACCGCCUCGCACAACCGUACAUCCACACCUUCGCACUCAAGACGCACGAAUACGCAUUAGAGGCCUAUCGCCUCGCGCGCAUAGCAUACGCCAAGAGCGCCCCAGUAGUGCGAGAAGCGUGGGUGCGCGCGGAACCGGUUAGAGUUUGGAUAGCGGGGAAGGUGGGCGAGGGGGUGGGGCAGGUGGGAGUGUUGAGGAGGAGGUGGGUGGAUCCGCAGGUGGAGAGGAUAUGGGAGGCUGUUGUGGAGUUGAGUGGGACGGAGAGGAAGGGGGAGCCGGUGUUUAGGACGCAGAGCCCGGGACAUAAAGUGAAUGAGGGCACGACGGAGGAGAGGUUGAGCAAGGUGGAGGCGGAGCCGGUGCCGGUGGUGGAGGACUUGAAGCCGGAGGAGACUGCGAGCGCGAGUGUGAUUGAGACGGUGGAGAGCGUGACGGAGAAGGCCAAAGAGACGCCGGUCGAGGUUGUUUUCGCGUCUGUCAAGUCUGUGAUUGAGGAAGCGACGAGUUUCGCGGGGUCGUCGGCGAGUGGUGCUGUACCCGCUGAAGAACCUACACCCUCCUCCGUCACAUCGUCCUCAUCAUCCUCGGUGGCACAAGAACCGGUACCCACGCAAGUAUCUGUCCCUGUAUCGGUCGACUCGUCCGUCGUGGCCGAUGCGCCUGAAGGAACGACUGCCCCCCUCACCGAAGAAGCUGAAGAAGUCGAAGGGGGAACAAUCGACCUCGACCUCCUCAGCGAAGACGAAGAAUCCGACCUACUCGCCCUUCUCGGUCUUUCUCCCUCCUCUAACUCCAACUCCGCCUCAUCUUCCUCCUCCUCUCCCUCUUCCUCAGGCUACACAUCCCCCACGAUCAUCGACGUCGACCCGGAACUGGGAGCCGCGACGGCAUACGCUGCCCCUCCUUCUCCUGAUGAUCUCACGGAGGAAGAUAGGAAGAGAUUGAGGAUGGAGAGGAGUGAUCGGAUGAGGGCGGAUGUUACGAAGCGGACGGGGGUGUGGGAGGCGAGGUUGGAGGACGGGAUUAGAGUGGGCUAUGGCCGUGUCGUCGCAGCCCUCGAAAAGACACGCAAAGAGGCUGUGAGAGACCUUAAAAGUAAGAGUGCUGGUGCGGGUGGGGAGAAGAUCAGGGGGAGUGUGGAGGGACUGGUGGGCGAGGCGGAGAGGCUUGUGGGUGGGGCGGAGAAGUGGUUGAAGAAGGAGGAGAGGAAGAGGAAGAGGGAGGGGAUUGAGGGGGAGGAGGGUAGGGCGAUGUGGGAGAUGGUGGUGGAGAAGGUGGAGGAGAAGUGGGUGGGGAGGGUGGGCGAGGUUGAGGAGGAGGUUAAUGUGUGGUUUGGGGGCUGGACGGGGAAGGAGGCGGAUGAGGUCAACAAUAUCAUACGCGAAGUUCGCUCCAUCGCAGAACGCGCCCAGGGCGAUAUCGGUCUCGAUUAUUCGUGGCUCGAGGACGUGACGUACAAGGAUUGGCAGAGAUACCAUGACUUGAUCCGACGCACCGACAACUUCACAGCCGACGCCAUCGCCCUCCAGGACGGCUCGCAUCCCUCCGCGUCGCCUAAUCCCGUGCUCGCAGCGCUGGAGGACCUAGAAGAAGAAGUGAAGGACGUUAUCGCCGGGUUCGAGACGCGGUUGAGGCGGGUGAAGAUCGGUGGUGAGAAGGUGUUUGGAUCCUCCUCUUCAUCCUCCUCAGCAUCAUCAGAACCGUCCAGCUCGUCGUCUGCUGAGUUCCCGGAGUCUACGUCUUCGGUGGAAGAGGGAAUAGAGGCAGAAGCGGAGGAGGCGGUCGAGAAGAUCGAGAAGGGGGAUGUGGAGGAACCGGUGGCUAGUAUUUUGCCGAUUGAACCGGAGCCGGAGGUUGCGCAGGGGGUGCUGGGGAGUGGAGCGGGUGUUAUUGGGAGGGGGAAGAAGGAGGUGGAGGAGGCGAUGGGGAGGGCGGAGGUGUUUGGGGAGGGGGCGAGUAAGUUUGUGAAGAGUAAGAGUGGGGAGGCGAAGGAGGCGGUGAAGACGCAUGCGGCGGAUGAGUUGUGAGUGGUCGUGGGGUGAGGUGUGGCAGGAAUCAGAGGAGUUUGGUGCAAUGCGUCGAGUGUGGUGGAAUGGCGUAAGAAGUGGUCGUUGGCUAUCUUUAACGGAUUAUUAGGUUUAUUCAGCUCGGUCUCCUUGUUAUUCUAUCUCUCUGCCUGCAAAGCAUCAUCCAACAUAUGCAAUCUAUGCAAGUCUUCAUCUCUCCUCUACAGUCCAAUCCCGUUCUCCGUUAGUGACCCCUCUUCCCUCUCCUCUCCGUUAUUUUUUCUUUCCUUCUCUUUGCUUUCUUCCCUUUGCUCGCUCUCGCCGUUUCGUUUCAUCAUUGCCUUCCCCUUUUAUACCUAGCAUCCGAUUCGAUUCCCCGUACAGGUUCCUAUAUCUGUGCUCAGCCGCGGGGCACAACUUGCCACUUGGCACCCUGCUCGAACUCGCUUCUCUUACAAUUUACAUCCUUUGCGUUUAUGAGCUUUACAUACUCCAUAAUGAGAUGGCUUUCCCCUCUC
Stereum hirsutum FP-91666 SS1 is the source of this 3509-nucleotide messenger RNA. RefSeq lists its product as uncharacterized. The transcript has 6 exons. NCBI's taxonomy places the organism in Eukaryota, Fungi, Basidiomycota, Agaricomycetes, Russulales, Stereaceae. The record is from RefSeq and is a predicted model, not a curated record. The coding region runs from base 253 to 3012 and encodes 919 amino acids.